AUGGAGCUAAACGAGAAACAUCGUUGUAAAAUUUCGUCUGAGAAAUGCGAAAAAAUUCCAAUAGACUGCCACGUCAAGCGCAUAACAUCCAAAAUUGUUGAGAACCCAAAGGCGCAGUCAUGCACCGUGCUGCGAAUGGUUUUCUUUCUGAUCUUUUUAGUGCUACUCGUGAUUAUUAGCUAUACGAGCUGGCUGAAGAUUAGACGCUCUGAGCUGCGCAACAAUAACAAGCUUAUGCUAAAGUUUGAUGCGCUGUGCAAAGCGCAGCAGCAAUUGCAAUUGAAUGAGACCAAGUUGAUAAGGCAGCAGGAGCAAUACUUUGGCUAUAACAUUUGGCUAUCGGAGCGCACUUGCCUGCAACGCGAGUUGCCUGAUGUGAGGCACAAACUCUGUGGCUCAAAGCAGUACGAGCAUCUACCCAAUGUUAGCUUGAUAAUGAGCUAUCAUCAGCUGGAUGCAAGUGUCUUGCUGCGUGCGCUGCAGAGCAUCAAAGAUCGCACGCCAGAGUCGCUGCUGCAGCAGCUCAUACUCAUAGACGAUGCCAGCGAGCAGCCCGAGCUGCGUAGUCCAGAGUUUCAUGCGCAUCUCAAGCAACUUUUUGGCGAGAAGCUGCAAAUGCAGCGCUUGGAACAAUUCGUUGGUAGCUGGCGUGCGCGUCUGUUGGCUGCAGCUGAAGCUACAGCGGAGGUGCUUGUCUUUAUGGAUCCGUAUGUUGAGGUAAAUGUGGAUUGGCUGCCGCCACUACUGGCGCCCAUCAAGCAGAGCUACUUGCUUAGCACUACUUCGCAUAUGGAUGCAAUCAGUGCACAGAAUCUUAAGUAUGCGCCAAAUGCUUUUCAACUGGCCAUGUACGACUGGAAGCUGCACAAGUUGCUGCUGCCACUAAGAGGCAAGCAACAGCAGCAGCUGCCAGCGCCGUAUGAAACGCCUUUGAUUUCCAGCAAGGUGCUGGCCAUAAAUCGCGCGUGGCUCUUUCAGCUGCAAGCCUAUCAAACGGAUUAUUACAAUCCCACUGUGGUGCAGUUGGAGCUAAGCAUGAAGAUUUGGCUAUGCGGCGGCAAAGUGUUGAGGGUGCCCUGCUCCCGUGUGGGUUAUCUUAGCACACAAGUUGAAAAUCACAGCGAGGAGGAAAUUCAACUAGAUAGCUGGCAGGAUAAAUUUGAGGGCACCAAGAACUUCAUAGACGUUUGGUUCGACGAAUACAAACAUGCAGUCUAUAAUAACAUAAAGCAGCUUAAAGAUCUGGCAGGCAUUAAUACAGCCACGCAGCUGGAGCAGCGUCGUCAAUUGCAGUGCAAGCCUGCCGACUACUAUUUCCGCUAUGUGGCACCAGAGCUGCUUAACAUGGACGCUGCACAAUUUCCCAAGCUCAGCGUGCGUGGUGUGCUCAAAGUCAUGGGUCAGCCCAGUUUGUGCCUCAGCAGCGCGCAAAUUAACUCCACCAACAUGUUAGUGCUGAGCAGCUGCAUCAAGUCUAUUGUCAAGAAGCAGCAGAUAUGGCAACUGGAUGAGCAUGGCGGUCUGGCGCAGCGUGGCAGUUGCGUUGAGUCCUUGCCCGGCAAUGUCACGCAUUUAAUGCGACUUAGCGAUUGCAACUACACUGAGCCGAGUGCACAUCAGUACUGGAGCUACGACUUUGAUACGCUGCAGUUUCAGUGGCAUAAUCCUGGCAAUAUUACGCUUUGCUUGCAAGCGCUAACGCGUUAUAAGUUGAUCAUUAGCAGACCCUGCGAGAAGCACAAUAUAUAUCAGAAGUGGACCUUUCAGCCCUUUAAUCAAACUGUCUACGAUUCGUACAUCGAGCAGUGGUGGCCAAAUAAGUGAGCCACAGCUUUAAAGCUAAAACUAAAGUUAAAGUUGUU
Molecule: messenger RNA, 1862 nt
Organism: Drosophila busckii
Lineage: Eukaryota; Metazoa; Arthropoda; Insecta; Diptera; Drosophilidae
Product: polypeptide N-acetylgalactosaminyltransferase 8-like
Exons: 3
Coding region: 1-1824 (607 amino acids)
Cellular component (GO): Golgi apparatus
Source: RefSeq, a predicted model, not a curated record